UAAACACCAUCUCCAAAGUAUUCCAUAAAAUUCACCUUCUUCAACUUUCUCUUUCUUACCAUUUCUUUGUCACCUUUCAGAUCCCUCUUCUUCUUCUUCUUCAACAUGAACCCCAAAUCUCCUAUGCAAUUGCUCCUUAUCCUUCUUCUGGCCCUUUCUUUUGUUAUGUCUUCUGCUGCUGUGCAAACCAGAAGGUUUUUGCCAAACAAAGAAAAUCUCUCAGCCCAAAUUUCAUCAGAUAAGGGUGUUGAGGAAUUGAGAAGUGGAGAAGAUUUGUUUGAUCUAGCAGAAGAGUUUAUGGAGAGAAGGAUUGAUUUUGAAAAUAAUGAUUAUCCAGGGACUGGAGCAAACAACAGGCAUGAUCCAAAGACACCAGGAACACCUUGAGCAAAUGCAUAAACUUUCUGUAGAUUUUAAGGCCUCAGAGAAUGAGUGCUAUAAAAUCUUCUAUGGGAUUUUGAAUACUGUUAAUUAUUGCUGCUAGCUGAUAGAAUAUUCCUUUCAUCCCCGAUAUUUUUGUGCAGGAGAAUGUGUCAGUCUUUGGUUUUUGCUUUGGCUAAAUCUGUACACUUUAGAGCUCAAGCAAAUAGUAGCAAAAAUUCCAAAUCUCUUAAACACUUGUAUUGUUUACAUAGUAAAAUUAGGAGAUUAAUAAAUGGUAUUUUUCUAUUUA
This is a messenger RNA of Vigna umbellata (rice bean), 673 nucleotides long. RefSeq lists its product as uncharacterized. NCBI's taxonomy places the organism in Eukaryota, Viridiplantae, Streptophyta, Magnoliopsida, Fabales, Fabaceae. The record is from RefSeq and is a predicted model, not a curated record.